AACAAAUUGCAUAUACAUAAAUGACAGAUGACCCUAUAAGAAACAGUAAAGGUACCUGCAUUAGCGUGACCUUUCACCUUUAACCCUGCUGUCAUGGAAGACGCGAUGUUGGUGCGUACGGACGGGAAUUCUCUGCUCAAGGCUGUGUUCCUGAGCCGACUGCGUCUGACACGCCUGCUGCUGGAGGGAGGUGCUUACAUCAACGAGAGCAACGAGCGCGGCGAGACGCCCCUGAUGGUGGCGUGCAGGACGAGCCACAUGGACGCACAAAGCGUGCCCAAACACAAGAUGGUUCGGUAUCUGCUGGAGAGCGGAGCUGACCCAAAUAUCCAGGACAAGACCGGUAAGACGGCCCUGAUGCAUGCCUGUUUGGAACAGGCGGGGGCAGAGGUCCUCUCUCUACUGCUGGGGAGUGGAGCUGACCCCAGCCUGGACGACCACUCUGGCUUCUCAGCACUGGUCUAUGCCGUCAACGCAGGGGACAACGAGGCCCUGAGAGUCCUACUGGAUGCCUGCAAGGCCAAAGGCAAGGAGGUCAUCAUCAUCACCACGGACAAGCUGCCGUCAGGACGCCAGAUGACCAAGCAGUACCUGAACGUACCCCCACCUCCCGACCUGGAGGAGCGCCUGCAUUUCACCCCUGGCUCCGCUGCCUGCCUCAUGUCCCCCUCAGAGAUCCAGCUCCGCACCCCUCCACAGGGCACCUCAGCCACUGCCUCACCCCAGCCAGGGAGCCCCCUCCUGGGCCUCAGGGAGCACCACCACCAGGGUGGUGGAACAAACAUCUCUGGUUCUGCUGGUUCUGGUUCUUCUCAGCCAGGCUCCCCGACCAGGGACCCUAACCUGUUUCGAGGCCCCGGUCCUGGGGUGGUGAAGCUGUUCCAUCCCCAGCGGCUCCACUCUGAGCCCUGGCUACAGCAGAACAAGGCCUCCAGCCUGACCGAGGAGCUGCUGGACAUCACCCCAGAGGAAGAGCUCUCCUUCCGGGUCAACAACCUGGUCCUCUCUGGGUCCGGAAGGGUGGGGUCCGGGGCACAUCCGAUCGUCGCCCGCCACCAAAGUAUCGACCCCAAGGAUGCCACGGGGCUGCUGGAGCAGGUGGUUGAGAGUGACGGAGGUGGCGGGGUAGGAGGAAGAGGAGGCCUUAGUAGGAAGAUGUCUUAUGACAGUGCUGCAGCUUAUUCCCACCCAAACCUCCUGCACCGGGGGGACGGAGGAAGCUAUGGAGGCUACCCCUGUGGCACCCAUGAGCCUGUCCUCCCCGUAAACAAAGACUGUUGCCUUCCCAACCUGGCUGUGUCCAGCCUGAGGAAUGUGGUUCGCCGCCGCAACAUUGGCAUAGACCAUUACAGCUCUGACUCCCAGCUUCCCCAGUUUGGCAGCCACAGCAGCCACCCAGAGAAUGGAGACUCCUCCAGGGGUGUUGUAGGGGGAACUGAGAAGCGUAAACUGGUCAGUAGUAGAUCCUCCACACUGUCGGGCUCCCGGGAGUCCCUGGAGAGUGCUGCCCAGAGAAGAGGUCCUGCAAACCUGGAGAGGAGAGGCUCGGGGGCCCUGCUCCUGGAUCACAUCUCCCACACCCGUCCGGGGUACCUGCCCCCUCUCAACCCCCACGCACCCAUACCCGACAUCGGGGUCAGCCCCACCUCAACCUGCCCCAGCCUGAGUGGAAGCACCAAGGCACUGAAUCUGAACGGGGGUGUUGCAGGGCUGGGAUCAAAGCCUCUUGUCCCCUGUGCUCCUGCCACCCCCAGAGAUCUGAAGUCAAAGCAGACACUGCUGAGGAGACACUCCAUGCAGACAGAGCAGAUUAAACAGCUGUUCAACCUCCAGGAGAUAAUCCAUGCAGACAGAGCAGAUUAAACAGCUGUUCAACCUCCAGGAGCUCUUUCGGCCAAUAAGACGAACGAUGCUAGACUGAUCCCAGAUCUGUUUGUGCCGUCUUGUCCCUGUUACUCCUUGGCAAAACAGCACAAACAGUUCUGGGAACAAAAAAAGGUUGCAUUUUCUUUGUGUCUGGCUACUGUGUGCUUGGCUGACUGUGAUCGUUUCCUAUGUCAAGCAUUGUUGCUGCUGUGUGACCAUGGCAUUGUUGCUGCUGUGUGACCAUGGCAUUGUUGCUGCUGUGUAACCAUGGCAUUGUUGCUGCUGUGUGACCAUGGCAUUGUUGCUGCUGUGUGACCAUGGCAUUGUUGCUGCUGUGUGACCAUGGCAUUGUUGCUGCUGUGUGACCAUGGCAUUGUUGCUGCUGUGUGACCAUGGCAUUGUUGCUGCUGUGUGAACAUGGCAUUGUUGCUGCUGUGUGACCAUGGCAUUGUUGCUGCUGUGUGACCAUGGCAUUGUUGCUGCUGUGUGACCAUGACGUCGUGCUGCUGUGUGACCAUGAUGUCGUGCUGCUGUGUGACCAUGAUGUCGUGCUGCUGUGUGACCAUGGCGUCGUGCUGCUGUGUGACCAUGAUGUCGUGCUGCUGUGUGACCAUGGCGUCGUGCUGCUGUGUGACCAUGAUGUAGUGCUGCUGGGUGACCAUGACAUUGUUGCUGCUGUGUGACCAUGACAUCAUGCUGCUGUGUGACCAUGAUGUAGUGCUGCUGUGUGACGAUGACAUUGUGCUGCUGUGUGACCAUGACGUCGUGCUGCUGGGUGAACAUGAUGUCAUGCUGCUGUGUGACCAUAACGUCGUGCUGCUGUGUGACCAUGACAUUGUGCUGCUGUGUGACCAUGACAUUGUGCUGCUGGGUGACCAUGACAUUGUUGCUGCUGUGUGACCAUGACAUCAUGCUGCUGUGUGACCAUGACAUCAUGCUGCUGUGUGACCAUGAUGUAGUGCUGCUGUGUCACGAUGACAUUGUGCUGCUGUGUGACCAUGAUGUAGUGCUGCUGUGUCACGAUGACAUUGUGCUGCUGUGUGACCAUGACAUCGUUAACAAAUAACUACCAGAAGACUUAUUGCUCAUCCCAGCUUUUUCAAUGUGCUUAAUUACACUUAUUUUGCCAACCAGACUUGUCAUUCCAUCAAGCUCAUGAGGGAAUAACGAUUGGCGCAUCAGAACCAUUGAGAACACGCCAGGAAACAGGGCUGAGCUCUUCUUUGAUAAAUUAAUCGAUCGCUCUCCGUUUGAAGCCUGAGAUGCAGAAAUUGCAUGGCACAACAGACAGAAAUGCUUAAAAAAAAAAAUCUAUAGUUACAAUCGCAAUAUUAUUUUGGGCCGAUAUUACAUAGAUUCUCUUUGCCUGGUAGCGUUAGCUUGCGCCAGUCGGCUGUGCCUACGCCAAAACUCUAUUUUUCAUCCCGUAGCUUUGUUCUCCAUCGUCUUAUUAAAUAGUGUUUAAAACAACAUGUUGUCAUCACUUUUAUUUCCAUGACGUCUCAUAAAGAAUUUCCCCAUGGCUCCCAUGGCUCUCCCCAUGGCUCU
Oncorhynchus kisutch (coho salmon) is the source of this 3414-nucleotide messenger RNA. RefSeq names its product ankyrin repeat domain 34Bb (gene ankrd34bb). NCBI's taxonomy places the organism in Eukaryota, Metazoa, Chordata, Actinopteri, Salmoniformes, Salmonidae. The transcript is spliced from 5 exons. Bases 94 to 1863 code for a protein of 589 amino acids. Gene Ontology annotation, molecular function: protein binding. The record is from RefSeq and is a predicted model, not a curated record.